Helianthus annuus (common sunflower) is the source of this 2231-nucleotide messenger RNA. RefSeq names its product homeobox protein 13. The coding region runs from base 138 to 1973 and encodes 611 amino acids. NCBI's taxonomy places the organism in Eukaryota, Viridiplantae, Streptophyta, Magnoliopsida, Asterales, Asteraceae. The record is from RefSeq and is a predicted model, not a curated record. The transcript has a single exon.
CCAUCUUUCAACUCUUUCAAACUUCAAACAUUAACCCCCUUUAACCCUCCCCCAACCCCCUUUCCUCCAACCUAUGCAUCCUCCAUCACUAUAGUUAGUACCUACCUUUUCAAUCACAGAACCACCACAUUGCAACCAUGGACCCCCACAGCUUCAUAGCCCGUGCAGAAGCCCAACGCUGGUUAGGCAUCGCCGAAAAGCUCCUCAUGGGCAACGACCUCGUCGGCUCCAAAACCUUCGCAAUCCGAGCCCGAGAAUCCGACCCGCGCCUCGAAGCCGCCGAUCAGAUCCUAGCCGUAGCCGACACCCUCCUCGCCGCCGAUAAACGAGUCGUCGGAGCCAACGGCUCCCAACAACCCGACUUCUAUGCCAUUCUCCAACUCGUCCGAUUCGUUCAAGACCCCGAACACAUCUCCGCUCAGUACCGCCGGCUCGCGGUUCUGUUGAACCCGCAUCAGAACCGGUUUCCGUACGCCGAUCAAGCGUUUCAGGUUGUGAAUGAUGCGUGGGCGGUUUUAUCAAAUCCUAUGAGAAAAUCGAUUUAUGACUCUGACCUUGAGUUUUCGCAACACCAACAACAGGUUAAUAAUUUAGGGUUUAAUAUUAUUGAACCACAGAACCAACAUCACCACCACCAGCAACAACAUCAGCAGCAGCAUCAACAUAAUUUCUUUUCGGUUAAUCGAAACGAGCAGGAAAUGUUUCAAUCUAGGGUUCCAGUUCAAUCAGUUCAUCACCAUCAAGAGCAGCAGCAGCAGCAGCAGCAAUUGCAUCAGCAUAAUUUUAUGUCGGUUCCGGUUCGUGAACCGGAACAAUUGUUCCAACAUCGUGGUCAUGAACAAUUGUUGUUUCAGCAGCAGGUGCAGCCUUUUUCGGUUACGGUUGAAUCGCAGCAGCAGACUCGUCCUGCAGCACCGUUUUCGUGGCCUCAAGCACCACCACAAGUACCACCACCACCACCAUCACUGUCACAAAUGCAACAUCAAUUUGAAGCGGCCAGUCACAUUAAUAGAAGCAAUGAUGUAAGGGAAGGAGCGGGAAUGGAAGUGGAAGUGGAAGCGGAAACGGAGACAGCUGAUGAGAAUGUGGAUAAUUCUGCGUCGUUUUGGACGACGUGUCCUUACUGUUACUACAUGUAUGAGUAUCCAAGGGCUUAUGUGGAAUGCGUGCUGCGUUGUGAGACCUGUGAAAGGGCGUUUCAAGCGGUUAGUAUACCAUCUCCACCGCUGAUAAGUGAAGAUCAGGAGUCUUAUUACUACUGUUGGGGGUUCUUUCCAUUAGCGAUUUCAAUGUCACAUAUGGAGAAAAACAAAAACAAUGGUAGUACUCAGACGAACUCAAAAUGGUCGCCGUUUUCACCUAUGUGUGAUGUAACAAGUCAUGUUAAGGACCAGUUAAAUAAGAAGGCGAAGGAGGAUUUAAAUGAGGAGGCGGAGGAGGAGGAGGAUUUAAAUGAGGAGGCGGAGGAGGACCAUUUAAAUGAGAAGGCGGCCCCAAAGAAGAAGGUGUUUGUUAAUCAAAAUUUGGGGCCGCCAAUCUACAUAGACGAUGAAACCGAUGAUAUCUUUGAUGGAAUAUCUGAACCUAGCGAUGAUUCCGAUUCGGAUCUUGAAUGGAAUACUACCGAGAAAAAGAAGGCAAAGAAGAUGAAGAAAGAUAGGGUAAAGGAAGCUAGAAAUGGGAACACCAAGAAUGGUUCCUCUUUACGCUCGAGCAGGAAAUCUUCAGGUGUAACUACACGAAGGCAAUCGGUUCGGGCUGCAAAGGAAAUGGGGAGGUUGGAUUUAAACGUUGAGUUCAAUAACAAUGAAGGGGAAGAGCCCGCUGCAAGAGCGGGUGCUGGGAACCGAGGGAAUGGGCAAGGAGAUGGAGAUAAUAUCGAGGGUAUCGGGUUCUUUGAAGGGCUUGAUGAGUUUUUCAGCAGCUUGCCGAUCCUCUCUGUUGUGAAUGAUGACAAAGUUAAAGCCGCUUAGUGAUGAAGUAAGUUAAAGUAAGACCGUUUUUCUAGUUGUAGUUGUGCUAUUUAGUGGUGGUGGUGGUGUUAAUAUCAUUAGCUAAUAAUGAUGUGGUAGUUUGUUUAGCAAGUAAAUUCGUGUCGUGGAGGAGACAAAUGCAUCGCUGUUUUGUUUAAUUUCCUUCGGUCACUAUGAUCAAGUAUUGUACUUUUGCUUGUUAUCAUCAACAUCAGUUUUACCUUAGUUAUAAACUAUCAGAAUGCAUCUUUGUUUUAA